Brassicogethes aeneus is the source of this 387-nucleotide messenger RNA. Lineage: Eukaryota; Metazoa; Arthropoda; Insecta; Coleoptera; Nitidulidae. The record is from the annotation of a GenBank genome assembly.
AUGACAUCGAAGACAUCGAAGAAAACGGAUGUGAGGCUGUUGAAUCUAUCAUUACAGAUAGAGAAUGAUUACAUUACCAUGUUUCCUGAUAGUAAUUCUUUGUACAAUAAAUGGGAUGAGUUUUUCAAUAAAUUAAAAAAAUGUUGUACUGCAGAUGAAAAAACAGAAAAGCUUUUACUGAACAUAUCGGAGGACAUAACAGAAGACAGCAAGAAUGCCAUACAAAUUACUGCUUUAUCAUCAUUAUUCCCACCCAAAGGAAGAUCCAAAAUUAUUAAAUCCCAUUGGAAGCCUACCAGUAUAGAGUGUCAAGAGAGCAUCAUUAGUCAUGUACAGUUUGACAAAGUAGAAAACAAUUUGGACAAAUCUCUUCAAGAUGAAGAUUAA